This is a messenger RNA of Ustilaginoidea virens, 705 nucleotides long. RefSeq lists its product as uncharacterized. The record is from RefSeq and is a predicted model, not a curated record. The transcript is spliced from 2 exons. Gene Ontology annotation, cellular component: endomembrane system; membrane. NCBI's taxonomy places the organism in Eukaryota, Fungi, Ascomycota, Sordariomycetes, Hypocreales, Clavicipitaceae. The coding region runs from base 1 to 705 and encodes 234 amino acids.
AUGGCGCAGCAUCGCCUCCAGUGCCUGGCUUCCCCUUCACCCUCCUUCUCUCUCCUUGUCCAUCUGCUGGGAGCCGUGUCUCUGGCCAAGACCUUCCAGUUCCUCUUCGAAUGGGAUACUCCCUUCGCCGACUCACAUGGAUGGUAUUUCCAGUUUCUCACCAUCAUUGGUUUGACGCUGUCGUUGUCAGUCUUCGUCCUGGCUGCCGUGGCAGACGUGACUGGGAGCUCGGCGCUCUUCCGGAUAAAGAACCUGAUCUCCGUCAUUGCCACUCCUCUCGAGGUUCUUAUUUCGACAUUGUAUUGGGGCAUCUGCGCUAUCGAUACCUCCUUAAUUGUUCAGCCUGGAUUUGAGUUGGAAACCUGGGUUGACAUCGGCUUCCAUCUUGCGCCAGCUUUGUUCUUGACUCUGGAUCUGAUCCUAUUUAGUCCACCAUGGACAAUCUCGGCAUAUGGAAUGAUGUCGCUGAGCACAGCGUUUUCGUUUGCCUACUGGUAUUGGGUGGAAGCUUGCUUCAGCAAGAAUGGCCGGUACCCCUAUCCCAUGUUUGAACUUCUGACCACCACUCAGCGAGCUUUACUCUUCACAGUUUCGGCUGGUCUCGUAACAGCCUUUUCUGGCGUCUUGAAAUGGACGUAUGGCAUUGUCAACGGGUAUGAACAAGCUCAAAGGGAAGCUCACAAACCUCUCAAAAAGUUUCAAUGA